CCCUUUUAUUUUGAUGUUCACUUCCUGUUGUUAGUCAAACAGCAGGGAGUUCUCACCGCCGUUGUUUCGUCCGUUAACAAACCGAAAAAGGACGUCAACAUUUAGGUGAGUUGUCACCAGCACCCGGGUGACAUGAGUCCGGUUUUGAGGCGUUUUUAGAGUCGGAAGCCAGUUGUUUUAACAGUGCAGGAGGCGGCCAUGGAGGAGCAUUUUCCAGGCAGUCCCUGUUCAUCUGAGCCGGAGAGUCCUGGAGGUCUGAACCAAGGCUGCCUUCUCGACCCCGCUGAUGUCGUCUACCAUGAUCUCUCCGUCAUGGUCCCAGAAACACCCAGCCCGCAGCUCGGCAAACGGAGGAGACACCGUCUCAUCACAGAGGAACACUUGAGUCCGGCGGCUGCCGGCGGGUCUCCAGGGCGACCACAUAAGUCCAAACGCAGACGCCUGGCUGCAGCGAUGGGGGACCAGGGCUUUGUCCCAGCUUCCUCUCUCCGAGCUUUUCAUCUGGGCCCCUGGCUGGAAGCCCCGCGGCCGACGGCAUCCUGCUCUUCCUCCUCAUCAUCAUCAUCCUCCUCUUCCUCUUUCCUCACCCCAGUAUCAGAGGAGGAAGUGGAGGGAGGAGCCAGUCCUGCUUGUCUCAGCCGGAGGUUGAAGCAAAGUCUGACGCCAGCGGCGGCUUUAGCUUCGCCGGCGGCGUCUGCCUCGGCCGAGUCUCUGUCCUUCCUGACCUCGGAGGAGAAGAGAUGGCUGAACGGCGAGCAGGGAGACGCGUCAACAGCGGCGGAGGAGAUCGUCAUCAGCGACGAUGACGAGGCCGCGGUUCGCUCCGCUCAGGAGGAGGAAGACGAGGCGUUCGCUCGGAGCCUGCAGGCCCAGUUUGACCAGGAGGAGUCAGACAGCCAUCAGCAUCAUCUUCAUCAGCAGCAGCAGAGCCACCACGCGUAUUAUCCCUACAUGGAGCCCAGCUGGAUGCCUCAUCUACUGGCUGCUGUUUCUCCUCUGGUCUCCUUUGAAGAUGAUCUGAUUGGUCAAACCGGAAGACGUGGGCGGGGCCGGAGGAGGAACGCCCAGCCCGAGCUUUCAGAAGACCUUCAGGGGAACGACUACGAGGCUCUGCUGGCCUUCGAGGAGCGCCAGGGUACCGUGGUGUCCAACAAGCUGAGUCGGAGAGAGAUCCAGAGGUUCCCCACCAGAACCUUCCAGUCCAGAACCACCGGCGCCGGGAGCACGCAGUGUCAGAUCUGUUUCUGUGACUACACCAAUAAGGAGAAGCUGAGGAUCUUGCCCUGUUUCCAUGACUACCACGUCCAGUGCAUCGACCGGUGGUUAAAGGAUAACGCCACCUGUCCCAUCUGCAGAGCCAACCUGGCGGACGGAGCGGCUGGCCUCACCCCCCACCCCCUCUGACACCAG
Molecule: messenger RNA, 1410 nt
Organism: Perca flavescens (yellow perch)
Lineage: Eukaryota; Metazoa; Chordata; Actinopteri; Perciformes; Percidae
Exons: 11
Coding region: 199-1404 (401 amino acids)
Biological process (GO): ubiquitin-dependent protein catabolic process
Cellular component (GO): nucleus
Molecular function (GO): ubiquitin protein ligase activity
Source: RefSeq, a predicted model, not a curated record